Molecule: messenger RNA, 727 nt
Organism: Macadamia integrifolia
Lineage: Eukaryota; Viridiplantae; Streptophyta; Magnoliopsida; Proteales; Proteaceae
Exons: 1
Coding region: 118-567 (149 amino acids)
Source: RefSeq, a predicted model, not a curated record
CCUAAUUAAACAUAUCAAACCCACCCACCCACUCACUCACUCCCUCACCCACCACCUACUGCCAUCAACAAAUCCAAGAGCAAAAGUUGAGCUAACCAACCACUAAGAUCAGCAGCAAUGGAAGCUCUCAUGGAUCAAUUUUCCUUCCUAUCAGACCAAGCAUUGCAGGACAAGAAUUUUGAUCCUUCAACAAUAGAGGAUCUGUUGAAACUCUAUGAAUUAGAAGCUUACAAGGCAUGGGCUGCAGUGGAAGCUGAACAGGAGAGUGAUGUCCAAGAAGCAGAGAUCUUCAUGAAAGAUGCAGAGGACUACCUCAACUCCGCCAUGGAAAGCGCCAUGGAUGAAUUCCGGCGAUUCGAAGCAGAACUAGACUCUGUGUGUAAGGUUGAACUAGAUAGCCUACUUCGAGUGGCGAAUCAUACGAAGAAGAUUGGGAAAUCGAUGGAGAAGGCGGCGACGAUUGCUUCGAAGAAGUAUAUGGAAGCUGCAAUUCUUUCGGCAACGGCAUCAAUGAAAUCUGCUUGGAAGGGAAUAUCCUUUAACCCUAGCAAGGUUCAUCCUUCUUAAGAUCCCCUUCUUCCUCACAUGAAACAGUGGCUUUUAAUAACUUUUUGUUGCAAUAAGAAGGGGUUUUUAGGGUUGAAUGUAAUGUGAUGCUCUGUUAAUGUUUAUCGAUUAAGCAAAAAUCUUGAUCAGAAAUUUAUCCAAUUUCUUUCUUUUUGUUAUC